Colletotrichum navitas is the source of this 717-nucleotide messenger RNA. RefSeq lists its product as uncharacterized. Lineage: Eukaryota; Fungi; Ascomycota; Sordariomycetes; Glomerellales; Glomerellaceae. Bases 1 to 717 code for a protein of 238 amino acids. The transcript is spliced from 3 exons. The record is from RefSeq and is a predicted model, not a curated record.
AUGUCGCCGGUGACAGAUUCUGAACUGCUCAAUAGGACCGGUGGUAGAUCAAAGGACCGUACCGACGACGAGAGCAGGACCCAGGCCCAGGCACAGGAACUCUACUAUGCCCGGAAGAUUUUGGACGACAUGGUGCAGGAAAGCACAUGUAGUAUCUGCUACGAACCGUUGUGUAGCAUGCACGUCACGCACUGCGGGCACAGUCAUUGUACACAGUGUAUCCGCACGCAUUUUAGAGAGAUGGGGGUGCCGAACGCUCCGUGCGACAAGAUCUACGCUCAAUGCCCGACCUGUCGAGUCGAGAUUAGCCUUGACGUGAGCAGAAACGGCCUUCUCAUUGUCCCUGUCACCAUUGCAGCAGAAAAUCAAUUGGUGCGCCUUCGCGAGUGGUCACAGCGGAGGAGGGCCCAGGACGACAAGCUGUUAGCCCAGGAUGUGUCCCUUUCCUCUUCGCGGGGUCGACUCGCCGAGGUCAUGGCCCGAGAAGACGAGAGACACACCUCAACGGCGGGUGCCAACACAGUCGCCUACGGUAAUAGGGUUCUCACACGUGAUCUCGAGAUAUCACAGAUAGCGUACGGCUGGGUACAGAAUGCUGCGCGGUCAAUGCCUACCAUAGGGAUGGCCUCGUCCUCCACAGAAACUCUGCUUCAACCAGUGGACUACCAGCCGGGUUACAUCCCAGUCGUAUACCACCGCCCCCCGCCUACUUCAUAG